AUGGCCCGGAAAUAUUGGGGCGGUUCUGGCGAUGCGCUCACCGUAUGGAUUUCCAUCGCUGCUUCUACAGUCAUCAUCUUCUACGGCUAUGAUCAGGGUGUCUUCGGCAACGUCAUCAUAGGCGAAAACUUCCUCAAGACAAUGGACUACCCAUCCUCCAACAUGCAAGCGACAAUGACCUCCGUGUACAAUCUCGGAUGCUUCGUGGGCUCCAUGUCCACUAUCUGGACGGGCGAUAUCUUCGGCAGACCGCGUCAAGUGAUUAUUGGUAGUACGGUGAUUGCGGUGGGCGCUGUGAUACAGACUACUUCGUUUAGUGUUGCGCAGAUGAUGGUUGGAAGGGUUGUCGCUGGUCUUGGAACAGGAAUGAACACAGCAACAGCCGGUGUAUGGCAGGCCGAAACCAGCAAGAUGCGCAGCAGAGGAAAGCUCAUUAUAAUCCAAAUGGCAAACUGUAUCUCUGGCUUCUCACUCUCCAAUUGGCUCACUUUGGGAUUUUCUUUCCUCUCCGGCAGCAUCGCAUGGCGGUUUCCGCUCGCGUUCCAAAUCGUCUUUACUCUAGUCAUCUACGUCCUCUGCCCUUUCUUGCCUGAUUCCCCUCGUCUCCUGAUCCGCAAGGGUAAAUACGAUGAAGCAAAAGAAGUUAUCGCUGCUCUGCAGGGAGAUGGUGCAACACCUGAAUCUCCAUCGGUCAUUUCGCAGUUCAAUAUUAUCAAGGAUAUCCUUGAUCGUGAACAUAUGACCACUUAUACAUGGGGACAAUUGCUUACCGGACGAGGUCCCUCCGGCGUCCUCCGUCGUAUGAUCCUCGGCGCCUGGAUGCAAGCUAUGAACCAAAUUUCCGGCAUCAACAUCACAAGCUACUACAUGUCCUAUGUCUUCAUCAAUGCUCUCGGAAUCAGUGAACUGCUUUCCCGUAUUCUUGCCGCCGCCGGAAGUGUCGAUUACCUUCUCUUCUCGUGUCUCGCGUACUUUGUCAUCGAGCGAUACGGUCGUCGAAAAGUCAUGAUGUACUCUGCCGCGGCGUGCUGUACGUGCUGGGUCGUGAUUGCUAUUGUACUUGCGAUCUCGGAUACGGGGCGAGGAGACUCGUAUCAACUGGGAAUUGUGGCUGUUUCCUUCUUUUUUGUGUUUUUUGCUAGCUUCGGUCUGGGUGUUUUGGGUGUUCCUUGGCUAUAUCCCACCGAAAUCAACGCCCUUGAAAUGCGUACAAAGGGCUCUUCACUCGCAAUGGCCACAAAUUGGAUUAUGAACUACAUGGUCGUUCAGGUAACACCUCCCGGAAUUGCAAAUCUGGGUUGGAAAUUCUGGAUCAUCUGGGCUUGUAUCUGCUUCAGUUUCAUCCCUGUUACGUACUUGUUCUAUCCAGAGACGGCCAACAGAACGUUGGAGGAUAUUGAUCGGUUCUUCGAGACGAAGCCGGGUAUUAUUGUUGCUUGGAAUAAGACUGCAACUCAACUCGAAAGACCAGAGGAGUAUAUUCGUAUGGAUGAGGAGAUUGAGCGUUUGGCGACAGCAAACAAUGAGAAAUUGUCGGAUAAUGAUGAUCGAAUUGAGAAAACGGUGCAGGCUGUCGAUUCAGAAACCGAUCAUCGCGAGCAUGUCUAG
This is a messenger RNA of Talaromyces amestolkiae, 1608 nucleotides long. RefSeq lists its product as uncharacterized. Bases 1 to 1608 code for a protein of 535 amino acids. Gene Ontology annotation, cellular component: membrane. The transcript is spliced from 7 exons. NCBI's taxonomy places the organism in Eukaryota, Fungi, Ascomycota, Eurotiomycetes, Eurotiales, Trichocomaceae. Gene Ontology annotation, biological process: carbohydrate transport; transmembrane transport. Gene Ontology annotation, molecular function: carbohydrate:proton symporter activity. The record is from RefSeq and is a predicted model, not a curated record.